CGACAUAUCGACAGAACUGGCUUCUUGUUCCUCGUUUCACAAAAAAAAAAAAAAAAAAAAAAAGGCCUUCCUGUUCCUCGCUCCGACCGAAGACAAGAAUUCAACUGGCAAUGGCGUCGAGCAGCAGAGAAGCGAGGAGGCGGAAGAUUUUAGAAAGAGGAUCCGAUCGCUUGGCCUUUAUCACUGGUCAGAUCAACGACGUUCCUCCUCCUCCUCCUCCUCCGCCUUCUUCCGAUCCCACUUCUCUUUCUGAAUCUCAUCUCCCUACAGACGACACGGUUCCGCCUCGUGAUCAGAUACGUACUGAUCGAGAAACAGCUUUCACAAGCCAUCAGGAAAACACCUCCGAUGCUUUGUUUGAUAACGUGAAUCAUAUCAUCCAUCAAAGAAGAGCAGAAUCGCUUCAGCCUCACAAGUACACCGAGACAUCGGCAGAAGCCUCAGCUUCAACAACACUACAACAACCGUCUCCUGCAACAUCAACCACUCAAACCCCACCAGUGGUAGAUUUGGGUGCUUCUCAAGCAUUUACUCCUCUGGUCAGUUUCGCUAACACCAUCACUCCAAAUCACAUUGGAGCCGCCAUCGAUGCGUCAGAAUACGCACGGAUGUUCUCAUCUCUCGUGAUCGCCCUUCUUGUCAUACUCUCUCACCUCGGGUUCUCUUCCUUAGGCAGCAGCAUAGUAAGCUUCAGACCCGUUUUCUUGCUUCUCUUAACCGACGCCACAAUCGUUCUUGGACGUGUUCUGCUGAGCCAUUGUGGAGAGCCUUCCUCAGCCUCAAGACGAGAAAACUCGGGACAAGGCAUAGCGGACCAAGUGGGCAACGCACUGGAGACAGUCAUGAUGAUAAAGAAGAUAAUGGAUGCAAUCUCUAUGGAUUUUAGCUUAUACGCUGUGAUUCUCAUAUGUGGCUAUAUUGUUCACACAAAACAUCUUUGCUUAAGUUAUCGUUUCUUUGUUCUCCCCACGUAGGUUUGUGAUCUGUAUACACUUUUGACACAUUACUAAUAAGCCACGUUCUCAAACA
Molecule: messenger RNA, 1029 nt
Organism: Brassica napus (rape)
Lineage: Eukaryota; Viridiplantae; Streptophyta; Magnoliopsida; Brassicales; Brassicaceae
Exons: 2
Coding region: 111-974 (287 amino acids)
Source: RefSeq, a predicted model, not a curated record